Molecule: messenger RNA, 2155 nt
Organism: Fomitopsis serialis
Lineage: Eukaryota; Fungi; Basidiomycota; Agaricomycetes; Polyporales; Fomitopsidaceae
Exons: 1
Coding region: 21-1901 (626 amino acids)
Source: RefSeq, a predicted model, not a curated record
CGGCGGACAAGCAACACUGCAUGUCCGUCGUGCCCCAUCACUAUACGACCGACUGUCAAGUGAUGAGUACGGCGUGCAUCCUGCCCGACGCACACGCUACCAAUCAGCACGACGGGUCAACAAGUGAAGGUACAUCCAUGAGGGAUGUACCCACUUCGACACAUGCCAUGUCCGUGCCUGCGUCCACACCAGUGAGUGUGAUGACGAACAGGGAGCCCGUCGAGAGCAAUGCCUGCGACUCGUCGGGCUACCGUCUCUUCAUCUCUGCUUCAAUGAUCGCGAGUGACCAUGAAGACGGCACUUCCGCCCCCAGGUACGACUGCGAAGUCGUACCGGAUGUCCCACGGGAUAGCACGUCUGUGCUACAGGACGAUCUCGCGGUCGUACUUUACAAUUCGCAAGGAUGCACGAUGGACUUGCAGCGAUGCAUGACCAUCGUGCCCCAGCCCACCUCGACUGCCACUAGUGCAGCGGGUACGUCUAGCUCAUUGCUCGACGUACAGGGGGAUAACAAUCACCAUUCCCCGUCCAUCACUGAUCGCUUGUCGGACCGUAGCAUCACGCUAGCAUCGGCGUCCCAAGACGGAUUGCACUUCCGUGAGGAAGUGCAGGUCUCCGGCGGCUUCGACACAGCUGAAACCCCUGUGGCUCAGUUGGCAAGCCUUAACCGCCACCUCGACUCCUCCAGCCACCACUCUCUCCGUGACCCCGGCGCCCCGACGAGCGCGCAGCCCGAUGAUCACGUAUCUCCGAGCGACGCGCGAGCUCGAGAUCGCGGCCCAACUGCUGCACUACGGACAGUGCAGCGGCCGGCGCUUACAGACCCCAACCGACUAGAAUGGCCUCCCGACCGUCAACCCGGCGAGAACUUCACAGUUCUCGCUGACGGCUCGUUUCUAGGGACCUCCACCCAAUUUCAUACCGACCUCUCCGCGGCCCCCGAUAUCGCCGGCGACUACGACAGGCACCACGGGUCGCAGAUCGCGUACGAACUCUGGAGACCGUGUGUAGGACGGAAGGGCCAGGACGGGGUCAAGGGAGAUGUGGGCGAUGGUACGGAAGCCAGAGAGAGAGUCGAGGAGGGUCGUGCAGAAGGAGGAGAGGGGGAAGGGCACAGUGUAGAUGAAGAAGACGAGCCACCGUGCUCGGAAAGCAAAGACGAGCCGGAGGACCAGUACGUCGUCGUACAGGACAACGCACUCGAGACCCGGACACAGGCGACCGUCGCACCGAGGUGCACUGUGCGGUGUGCGGUCAAGUACCUCAGGGUACUUGACACCCUUGAUGGCAAAGACCUAUGCGGAUGCAAGGCCGAACUCGACGUAGUCAUGUCGAGUACAGCAAGCGAGCGGGCAGGCUCCAAGACCGACAGUACGCCCUCACUGGACGUACUCACGUCGCCGCCGUCUUUCGUGCCAGGACUCGUACUAGUAAGCGUAUCGACGAACAGUGUGUUCGUCGUGCGCACCGCUAAUUACGACCGCACGUAUAUUCCUGUGGCAAUCACCGCGUCUUGCACAGAGAGUACGUCCAGCCUGAACUCGAGGUCCGACGUCCCAUCCGCUGAGGACUCGGCAUGGAGACCUGAGACUGGCCAUAUGUCCCGCUGCACUACAGCUGUUGUUGCCCGCUUCGUCGCCACCGUCUUCCGCUGUCGCCACUGCCGCAACACUGUACAACGACCUCAUUACCCGCUAUCGACAUCACGUCCCGCCGUUGCUACUACCGCCACUGCUGAUGCCACCACCAUUGUCCGUCCUGGCGCCAUGGUCAUACCAUCGACAUCGUCAUCCCAGCCAUUGUCGUGCUGGCCACUGUCGCUCCUGCCACUGUGUUCCGCUCUGGCCACCACAACACUGCGCAAUGCAACAAGCCCAUUUGUCACGUCCCGGUUUGCAUAACUCCAUCGAGUUAUGCAUGACAAUGGUGGCGGCCGUGCUGCUCACUGAUGCGAACUUGCGAGUCGUUGUCUACAGUACGGCACCACCUUUGUUUUGCCGGUCGCUACUAUCAAUGUGUUGUCGCGUGUAUGAUUCCAUUCCUAUUCUCUUUCCUUUUUGUUUCUCUGGUUAUCGCUGGGACCCGUGGUCGUGUCCAGUGGGGGAGAGUGUAACGGAUAUUCCCGUUACGGCAUAUCUUAUCACACAUGUUUGGU